Molecule: messenger RNA, 1745 nt
Organism: Solanum lycopersicum (tomato)
Lineage: Eukaryota; Viridiplantae; Streptophyta; Magnoliopsida; Solanales; Solanaceae
Product: UDP-glycosyltransferase 76E1-like
Molecular function (GO): UDP-glycosyltransferase activity
Source: RefSeq, a predicted model, not a curated record
UACAUACUACAAAAUUUGAGCAAAAACUACUAGAUCCGCCUCCGGAGUUAUAAAUAAACUUCCUUCAAACAAAACUACUACUACUACAAAUAACCUCUUGAGUAGAAGAGAAAUUCCAAGAUAGUAAAGAUGGAAGUAGAAAGAAAACAAAGUGUAAUACUGGUGCCAUGCCCAUACCAAGGGCAUUUAACACCAAUGCUACAGCUUGGUAAUAUCCUUCAUUCACAAGGCUUUUCUGUUAUAGUUGCACAUACUCGACACAAUGCUCCUAAUUAUACCAAUCAUCCUCAAUUCGUCUUCCAUUCUAUGGAUGACGGAUUACAGAGAAUCGACAUGUCAUUCCCUAGUGUGGAAACUUUAUAUAGUAUGAACGAAAACUGCAAGGUACACUUGAGAAAUUACCUCGCUGCGAUGAUGGAAGAGGAAGGUAAUGAGCUCGCUUGUAUCAUUUAUGACAGUGUCAUGUUCUUCGUCGAUGAUGUAGCUACUCAGCUAAGGGUUCCUACCGUUGUCUUGUACACUUUCAGUGCUGCAUUUUUGCACUCUAUAAUCAUGAUUUUACAGCAACCAGAAAAAUAUUUUCCUUUUGAAGAUUCUCAGUUGAUGGAUCCGUUACCAGAGCUUCAUCCCCUCAGAUAUAAGGAUUUACCAUUUUAUGUCGUCAAUAAUAAAAUUCCAGAAUGGGAUCUAGAGUUUCAUAGAGCAACGUGUGAUAUAGGAUCAUCUGUCGCGGCUAUUUGGAACACGAUGCAAGACUUGGAGGAUUCAACAUUGUUACGCCUUCAAGAACAUUACAAGAUGCCCUUUUUUCCAAUAGGACCUUUUCACAAAAUGGGGCCUUUGGACUCAUUGAGUAGCAUAUUUGAAGAAGACAACAGCUGCCUCGAGUGGCUCGAUAAACAAGCCCCUAACUCUGUUCUCUAUGUAAGCUUGGGUAGCCUGGCGAUGAUUAAUGACAAAGAGCUAAUCGAGACUGCUUGGGGAUUAGCUAAUAGUGAACAACCGUUCUUGUGGGUUAUUCGACCUGGAUCUAUAUCUGGAUUUCAAUAUGCUGAGGCACUUCCUGAUGGUUAUGAAGAAAUGGUAGGAGAAAGAGGACGGAUAGUGAAAUGGGCGCCACAAAAACAGGUGCUUGCACAUCCCGCGGUAGGAGGGUUUUACACACAUUGUGGUUGGAAUUCUACGGUUGAAAGUAUUUGUGAACAAGUCCCUAUGAUAUGCAGGCCAUUUAUAGCAGACCAACUGGUGAACGCGAGAUAUCUGAGCCAAAUAUAUAAGGUUGGAUUUGAAAUAGAGGUAAUCGAGAGAACGGUCAUAGAGAAAACAAUAAGAAAACUCAUGUUAAGUGAAGAAGGGGAAAAUGUGAAGAAAAGAGUAGUAGACAUGAAACAAAACAUUGUUGCUGCUAUGGAGAUUGAUGGUACUUCACAUAAGAAUCUCAAAGAUUUAGUAGACUUCAUUUCUGCCUUGCCAUCACGACUCCCUCCGCCAACGCCUGUUGUUGUAGGGUCCUGAAGUUAAGAACAAUUACAUAUAUUUGUUGCCUGCUAGCUUGGCAAGACAACAAGUUCUCUAAUCACAAAAGGAAGAAUAAACUUUUCCUAAUAUCUUGGUGGCUAUGUCAAUGCCAUUGGGCCUAUGCUAGUUUCUCAUCUUAGUUUGUUGAUUUUGGUUUAAUAAGUUUGGAAACUUUGACAUAUUGUUUCCUUUUACUACAUUUAUGAUAAAUUGUUUUUAAUUGCUUC